AUGGGUCGUCUAUGUGAGAGGUGCGCUCAGCUCUUCCAGGACUUUGUGAACUUUGUGAGGAGGCUCUCGUCCAGGAUAGUGGAGCACAUCAAGGAGUGCCUGGCUAUGCUCCGAGAAUGCUGCUGCCUCAACCGCAAGGGCUCCUCAGUCAGGGAGCUGUACCAGCCUGUGCUGCAGAGCCAUGAGAAGCAGGCAGCCCAGGAGUUCCUCAAUCACAUGGAGACAGGUUUAAAUGAGACCCCGGUAGGAAAAGAAACCCUGGAUGCUUUGAUGAUCUUGGCUUUUUCAGAAAAUUCUGACCUACAACAUUCCGCUGCCCUUUACUAUUUGCAUUUGAGCCAGCAUAUGAAUACACUGCUGCCUGCAGAGUUCUUGGAGCCAUAUCAGCCUUUGCUACAGUCGGCUGACCUGGAGGUCCAACAGAUGUCUUCCUUGUCUCUUGUGAAUUUUCUUCUUGAAGGAAACUUGAGUAAGGAGCUUGUUGUCCAAGUGGGAUUGCUUGAGCCAAUACUUGAGCUGCUGGAAUCAGGGGAUUCUGCUGUACAGUGUAACUCCUGCGCAUGCAUCAUGACAUUGGCUAUCUCUGAAUCAAAUAGAGAGGCUAUUGGUAUUGCUGGAGGGAUCCUUCCUCUUCUGACAUUGGCAAAGUCUUAUGAUCCCAGAGUCCAGCAGAAUGCUGUUGGGGCUAUUCUGAACUUGACUCGAUCAGAGCGCAUUAAAAGUAUCUUGUGCCGAGAAGGAGCUCUUCCAGUCUUGACUCUGCUUCUGCAGUCAGCUGAUUCAGAAAUCCAGUACUAUAGUUGUGCCUCAUUGGGUAACAUUGCCGCUAAUCCGGAGCAUCAUAAAGCCAUGCUAGCCAUUGGUGACAAAUUCCUACUCCGAAUGCUGGUCUCUCUGAUGUCUUCGUCUGUGCAGAAGGUCUCAAGUCAGGCGUGUCUUUGUUUAAAUAACCUAGCUUCAAGUGGGGAAGUUCAGACUCACCUCCUGGCUAUGGACAUCAUGCCUCUCGUCCUUUGCUUGCUCAACUCUAGCAGUAGAGAUGUCCGACAAGCUUCCAUUACUCUUCUUUGCACCAUGUCUCACUCACCUGGAAUCAUGGAUGUCUUGCUGUGCGAAGAAAUGCUGCAGCAUUUAGCAAUGUUGAUGCAGACAGAGAGGGCAAAUCCUGUGGUUGUGAUUCAUGUAGCUUGCACCAUCCAGAAUCUGAGCCAAGCAAAGGACAUUGAGGUCAUUGUACAAAGUCAGUGCUUUGAGGAAUUACUACUAGCCCUUCUGGAUCCUAAUAAUGAAGAAGAAUCUCUGCAGUAUGUGGCAUCAUGCAUUGCUGAACUGGCUAAACAUGACUAUGCAAGGGAGAAUCUCAUUAAAAGGAAGGAUAAAGCUUUUCUCAAGUGUUUGGUGAAACUGUCUGGAUGCCUAGAACAAAAAGAACUCUCCUUUCAAGCUGCUACAGUUAUUAAACAUCAUCUGUCUCAUUCUGGGAGAAUUGCUGCAUAUUUAAAACCUUUCAUGAAGGAUGUUCAAACCUACCUCAUGAGUUUCCUCAGUCAUCCAGAGCUGCAGUUCCAGCAGAUGGGCAUUGCCACUCUGUGCUUGUUAAGUGAAGAUACAGAGUUUUCAAUGGCAAUCAGUCAAAGUCCACUGAAGGAACAGCUUGAGCAAGUGCGGCAGCAGACAGAGGAGACUCAGGCAUUGCUCCGACUGGCCAUCAGUCACACAGACAGUUUAAGCUUAAAUGAGUGA
This is a messenger RNA of Staurois parvus, 1743 nucleotides long. The record is from the annotation of a GenBank genome assembly. Lineage: Eukaryota; Metazoa; Chordata; Amphibia; Anura; Ranidae.